AUGGUAGGAUUAUCGAUGGGCAUAAUUUUGCUAUUUCGCUUUAUAAACAAAAAGUGUGAACCGGCUAUAUUCGGCAUUUACCAGCAAAGGGACAAAACAUAUCUGUUUAAGUUUUUGUUUAUGUAUAUUUAUCUGAGGCUGAGACAGUUUAUCACCUACUUAAAGCGGCUAUUAGCUAUUGAAUUGGGGCAUAGUCCUGACGGCACAUCACACGUUCAAGAACAUGACUUCCAGUUGGAAAAAAUAUAUGACCUUGGAAGUCGUAGCAAGGCUGUAGAUGGCGUUUAUUUUAAUGGAAUGUCUAAAAAUGGAGAUGCAAUCAUAUGUGGUUUAGCACGAAGACCCGAUCGUGUCUGCGACGCUUUUCUUUAUUUGAAGAUCAACGGUGAAGAUCUUUUUCUAUCACCCUGCCUUCCAGACACAUAUCUGCAGAAGGAUGAAGAGGAUGGUGAGGGGCAUAGUGUAAAGGGCAUUUCUAUUACUAAUUUUAUACCCAUGCGUGCUUGGACUUUUCGUUACAGGGGUGAAAUGAAACCCAAAAGCAACUUAAAUAAAGUUGUUAAAGUAGAAGCUGACUUGGUGUGGGGCGCACUAUGGGCACCGUUUGAAUACGAUUCACAGAUGUCGCCCCGAAGCGUUGCAGACGAUAUGGCGAGAGAACCCUGGUCUAAGGACUAUUUCAAGUUGGUUAAAAAGUUACACCAGACGCAUUAUGAGCAAAUGGGAUUUAUUGAGGGAAAAGUUUCAAUUGACGGAAAGACGUACGAGUUAAAUAUGCCUUGCGUAAGGGAUCGCAGCUUCGGACCGUUACGCGAAUGGCGAAAUUUCCAUCGCUAUGUGUACCAUUUCAUGUUUCUGGACAACGGCGAUUGUAUGGCCGUAGGGAGCGUAUCGCAACCUUCCAUAUUAUCUCAUUUAACCAUCGGCUAUUUGUGCAGAAAGGCAGACCAAACUGUUGUACCCGUUGACUAUUCGGACUUCCGUCUAUAUCAGCACGCUGAACAUCAAAUACUUCCUAAACAUUAUGGAUUUAUAUUCGAAGCAGGAGGUCAAUCAUACGCAGUGCGAGUGAGUGUUGACGAAGAGGACAUGUUUUAUAUUGGUAAAAAUAGAGAGGCCAAGUUCUAUGAGAGAUGGUGCAGUGUAGAAAUAAAUGGCGUUAAAGGGAGAGCCUGUGUCGAGUGGCAUUAUAACAAUACGCUGAAUCAAUUGUUUAAUAAAUAA
This is a messenger RNA of Pararge aegeria (speckled wood butterfly), 1224 nucleotides long. RefSeq lists its product as uncharacterized. The record is from RefSeq and is a predicted model, not a curated record. Lineage: Eukaryota; Metazoa; Arthropoda; Insecta; Lepidoptera; Nymphalidae. The coding region runs from base 1 to 1224 and encodes 407 amino acids. The transcript is spliced from 9 exons.